UGGUUAUAGGUAUGUGGGCCGGCGAAGUGAAUGGGGCGUAAAUUCUUGUUUAAUUCCAAUUGAAUCCCCGAAGCAACAGGUUGUACCUUGGCUCCAUCAGUUAACCUGCCCAACAAGUGUAAUUAUUUCUGAAAUUAAUCAGGAAAUAAAUUAAAAUGGUUAGCACCAAGUUCCUGACGUUCAACAAUGGCGAGAAGAUGCCUGUGAUUGGCAUCGGCACCUGGCAGGCAUCCGAUGAGGAAAUUGAAACCGCCAUUGACGCGGCGCUGGAAGCUGGCUAUCGUCACAUAGACACGGCGCCAGUCUACGGAAAUGAGAAGGCCAUCGGAAGGGUCCUCAAACGCUGGCUGGACGCCGGAAAGGUCAAGCGGGAGGAGCUCUUCAUUGUGACCAAGUUGCCUCCAGUUUCUAACCGUCCUCACGAGGUGGAGCCGACCAUUAAAAAGUCGCUGGAAGAUCUGCAGCUGGAAUAUGUGGACUUGUAUUUGGUGCACACUCCCUUCACCAUCCUCAUCAACGAGGAUGGCAGCUUUAAGGUGGGCGAGGAUGGCCUGAUGGAGGUCGACGUGACCACCAACCACGCCGCCAUCUGGGUGGCCAUGGAGGCUCUGGUGGAGAAGGGUCUGACGAAAUCCAUCGGCGUGUCCAACUUCAGCAAGGAUCAGGUGGCUCGCCUGCUCAAGAACUGCAAGAUCCGGCCGGCCACCAACCAGAUCGAACACCAUGUUUAUCUGCAACAGCGGGACCUGGUCGACUUUUGCCAGUCCGAGAACGUGACCAUUACCGCCUACUCCCCGCUGGGAUCCAAGGGUAUCGCCAAGUUCAACGCAGGUGCUGGCAUCGUCAGGGACCUGCCAGAUCUGAUGGACAUUCCAGAGGUCAAGGAGAUCGCCGCCGCCCAUGGCAAGACUCCAGCCCAGGUCCUGCUCCGUUGGAUCAUUGACACUGGGGUGGCCGCCAUUCCCAAGAGCACGAACCCGGAUCGCCUCAAGCAGAAUCUGGAUGUCUUUGACUUCGAACUGACGGCGGAGGAGGUGGCCAAGCUGUCCAGCCUGGACAAGAACAUUCGCGUCUGUGACUUCGCCUUCUUCCAUGGUGUGGAGAAACAUCCGGAGUUCACCUUCAAGAAUCAGUACACCAACUAAUCAGCAAAACAUUUUUAAAAGGCGUAUAAAUCAAGGGUAUAUAUUAUAUUAUUAUAGAAAGUAUUUACCGAUUAUCGUAAAGCUUUCCCAUUUCGAAUUUUUUAAAAAGACUACGCUGUCAUUUAAUCCACAUACAUAUUUUAAUACUCUGUGUUAAAUGUUAUCGACACCUUAUAAAUUAUUGAAAUUCAA
This is a messenger RNA of Drosophila biarmipes, 1337 nucleotides long. Its product is annotated as aldo-keto reductase family 1 member A1. Gene Ontology annotation, molecular function: aldose reductase (NADPH) activity. NCBI's taxonomy places the organism in Eukaryota, Metazoa, Arthropoda, Insecta, Diptera, Drosophilidae. Gene Ontology annotation, cellular component: cytosol. The coding region runs from base 156 to 1145 and encodes 329 amino acids. The record is from RefSeq and is a predicted model, not a curated record. The transcript is spliced from 5 exons.